UGCUGCCCAUCUCUGAGCCCCGUUAGACCAGGAUGAGGUGACUAGGACUGAUGGCAAUUCCCAGGGGAAAGUGCCUGCUGCUCUGCUCUGCCCUACCCUGAAAUACUUUGUCUCCUCCAGGCCGUUGCACCUGGUGUUGGUUCUCGGACUUUGGGAGGGUUACGGGCAUGUUUCUCCUGAGCUGUCUGGGUCUGGUGGUUGAGGGAUGCUGGCUAACACAGAGCCCAGGCAGGUGCAUGUGGGGCUUGUUUUAUUCUUUCUGGCUCCCUUGAAUUGCAUGGAAAAAGCUCCUUUGGCAUUGGGGGAGCCAGGGUUUCACCCAGAAUGUGUGCAGCCCUCUGUUCCCUGGUCGCCGGGCGUUGUCAGUUCCCUCACAAGAGCCUUUCCUUCUUCCCCAGUUUCAAUUACCUGUGUCCAGUGCAACUGGUACAGCCCCCGGCUCGCUCCCUUCCCCCUGGGUCGGUACACCAGACUGCGCACCCGUUCCUAAUGCCUUCCUGGCAUGGUGGUGCCUGGACUCACACGCAGUGCCCCACGCACGGCUGCACUGGAGCCGCACAGAUGGGUACAGUCAUCUCCUGUCUGCAAGGCUCAGAAGCGCGCAUGCUGCUCUGCAGCUGUAUCGCGUUGCAGACGCGUCUCCUGUUCCAUCCAUACUGGCGCAGGCACCGCGAGGGGGCUCAGUUCGCCUGCGUGGGCCUUUCCUGCCACCAGCCGCUACACCUGCAGGAGCGAUCUGAGUGCGAGGAGCAGCAGUGUAUGGAGCUGGGCUGGGGCGGGAGAGGAUGACAGACCAGACUGGCGUGAGCUGAUCAGCAUCUGAAAGCAGCUAGAACCUUUCCCUGGGCUUUUUUGCCUCAGUCACGUCUCAGGAAAAAAAGAUUUUCUUGUUUAAUUUGUUUGUAUUUUCAGCUUUUAGUUUCCUUGGAUGCAGCAGAGCCCCGGCUCCCUUGUCUUCCCUGUUCAUUCCUUCGUGGUGCCCACUCCUGCCCUGGUCCUUCCCGAUCAUCCCCUCUCCUGGUGAUGCCACUCCUCAGACUCGCUGGGCACCGGGCGGAGAAAGAGAAGGGUUGACCACUGCUCUGGCCCUGAAGCCCUGAACCACAAUGGCAGCUGGAGAGUCCCCCCCUGCUGAAGUAGUCGUCAUCAACCUGCAGCAGGGAGGCAAUGGGGCCAAGAGAGGCUUUGCGAGCGCUGAAGACGACGAGGACUUGGAUAAGACCUUGUCCAUCAAGAGGUUCGGGGACCUGAUAAGCAAGUCGGCAGCAAGAGACCUGGAGAAGCAGCAACGCAGCUACAAUGAAAGAGAUUUUGAAUUCCAUCGUCAGACCUCUCACCACAUCCACCACCCGCUUUCCACCCACCUGCCUCCUGCCCUCAAGUUCCCGAAGCGGCACCCCCGUGCCAGCCGGAGGAAGAGGAGGAAACGAAAGAAGAAGAAGACCUCGGUGCCCCCCUCGGAGGUCACCCCCACCAUCCAGGAGGUGGAUGAGGAGGGCACGGAGGCAGGGGAGGAGGAGGAAGAUGAGGAGGAGGACGGUGAAUCAGAGGCCGAGGAGGCCCUGGAGAAGGUGGCCUCCCCGGAGUUGGAGACAGAGGCCCCAGGGAAGGAGGCAUCUCCCAGGCUGGGGUCCUCUGGCAAGCCAAAGUUUACCAUCGGGAGUGACGAGGAUGACGCCUGCAGUGCCACGGCCAUGACGUGGUUCCACAUGGAUGAGGAGUGCGGUGUCCUGUCCCCUGGGCUGCGCCUCACCCACCUGCUUCAGGACCGGAGCCCAGCCUCGCUCCACAGCCUCCCGGGGCCCAGGGAGCGCCUGUCACGGGGCUGGGACAAGCGGAAGCCCUGGAGCCAGGUGAUGAGUGGGCAGCGCGUGAGCUAUGACCUGAAGGAGCGGAUGUGCAUCGGCAGCAUGACCACACUGGACAGUGCGGCCUAUCAGCGUGUGCCCACCGAUGAGGCUGAGGCCCAGAUGCUGGCAUCCGCCGACUUGGACGGCAUGAAAAGCCACCGCUUUGAAGACAACCCUGGUGUCAGGAGGCAUCUGGUGAAGAAACCAUCUCGGAACCAGAUCACUAGGACAAGCAAAAAGAUGGUGACAGCUCCAUCAGUCAAGAAAAAGAAGAAGAAGAAGAAGCUGGACCGGCAGCCCCAUGAGGUGUUUGUGGAACUGAACGAGCUGGUGGUGGACAAGAACCAGGAGAUGCACUGGAGGGAGACGGCGCGCUGGAUCAAGUUUGAGGAGGAUGUGGAGGAGGACACAGCACGAUGGGGGAAGCCCCAUGUGGCCUCCUUGUCCUUCCGCAGCCUGCUGGAGCUCAGGAAGACCAUUGCUCAUGGCGCCAUCCUCCUGGACCUGGAGCAGACGACGCUCCCGGGCAUCGCACACCUGGUGGUGGAGACCAUGAUCAUCUCAGACCAGAUCAAAGCUGAGGACAGGGCCAACGUGCUGCGGGCCCUGCUGCUGAAGCACAGCCACCCCAACGAUGAGAAGGAGGGCUUCUUCCCCCGGAACCACUCCAGCUCCAGCAUGAACUCAAUCGUGGGCAACCACCACCACAACCACAACCACAUGACCGACACCUGCAUGCCUCUGAUGGGCGAGGAGCGUAUUGAGAUGGCUGACCCCAAGCCCCAUGACACUGAGUGCAAGGAGAAAAACCUGCAUCUGCACAACUCCGAGGGGCACCGCGGGAAGUAUCUGAAGCUGAUGGAGAAGAUUCCUGAUGAUGCAGAGGCCACUGUGGUCCUUGUGGGCUGCGUGCAGUUCCUGGAGCAGCCCACCAUGGCUUUUGUCCGGCUGAACGAGGCCACUUUCCUGGAGUCUGUCCUGGAGGUCCCGAUCCCAGUCCGGUUCAUCUUUGUCCUGCUGGGGCCCAGCCAGGCCAACAUGGAUUACCACGAGAUCGGGCGCUCUAUCUCCACCCUUAUGUCCGACAAGCUCUUCCAUGAGGCUGCAUACCUGGCAGAUGACCGCCAGGACCUGCUCAACGCCAUCAAUGAGUUCCUGGACUGCAGCAUUGUCAUCCCGCCAUCGGAGGUGGAGGGCAAGGACCUGCUCCGCUCCAUCGCCACCUUUCAGAAGGAGCUGCUGAGGAAGAGGAAGGAGCGGGAGCAGAAGAAGUCCACAAAGGAGGGCAUUGCCCAGGAAGCCAAAGAGCUGUGCGAGGUGAAGGCUGAGGAGGAGGAGGAGGAGGCAGAGGACGACCCCUUGCGGCGGACCGGCAUUUUCUUUGGCGGCCUGGUGCGGGACAUCAAGCGCAGGUACCCCAAAUACCUCAGCGACAUCCGGGACGCCCUGCACAGCCAGUGUCUUGCGGCCGUUCUCUUCAUCUACUUUGCUGCUCUCUCUCCUGCCAUCACCUUCGGGGGACUCUUAGGCGAGAAGACGGAGGGUCUCAUGGGCGUCUCAGAGCUGAUCAUCUCCACCUCGGUCCUGGGUAUCCUGUUCUCCCUGCUUGGGGCCCAGCCCCUCCUUGUCAUCGGCUUUUCAGGACCACUCUUGGUGUUUGAAGAAGCAUUUUACAAGCACUGUAUACAGUGCAUACACUGUGCAGCCAUGCCAUGUCCAGUGCUGGGCUCCACGUUGCAGGAGAGAUGUGGACAGAUUGGAAAGAGUACAGUGAGGAGUGACAGUAGUCAUCAGGGGCCUGGGAUACAUAACUGUGAGGACAGGUUGAAAGAGCUAAAGUUCUGCCAGACCCAAGGCAUUGAGUACCUGACAGGCAGAGUGUGGAUUGGUCUGUGGCUCAUCGUCUUCAUCUUCAUCAUUGUGGCAGCUGAGGGCAGCUUCCUGGUGCGCUACAUCUCGCCCUUCACGCAGGAAAUCUUUGCCUUCCUCAUCUCCCUCAUCUUCAUCUACGAAACUUUCUACAAACUCUACAAGGUGUUUGCAGAGCACCCCCUGCUAAAGUUUUAUCCACCAAGCCUGCAAGGCAGCCUGAACACCAGCGCACCCUCUGCAGACGCCAUGACACUGGGAACCCGGAUGCAGCCCAAUACUGCCCUCCUCUCCCUCAUCCUCAUGCUGGGCACCUUCUUCAUUGCCUUCUUCAUGCGCAAGUUCAAGAACAGCCGCUUCUUGGGAGGGAAGGCUCGGCGCAUCAUUGGAGACUUUGGGAUCCCCAUCUCAAUCCUGGUCAUGGUGUUGGUGGACUACACCAUCACGGACACCUACACACAGAAGCUGAACGUCCCUGCCGGCCUCUCCGUCACAUCCCCCGACAAGCGCGGCUGGUUCAUCCACCCCUUGGGCAGCAGCCAGGCCUUCCCAAUGUGGAUGAUGUUUGCCUCGGCCAUUCCUGCACUUUUGGUCUUCAUCCUCAUUUUCAUGGAGACGCAGAUCACCACCCUGAUCGUCAGCAAGAAGGAGCGGAAGCUGCUCAAAGGCUCUGGCUUCCACCUGGACCUGCUGCUAAUUGGCACCAUGGGUGGGCUCUGCGCCCUGUUCGGGCUGCCCUGGCUGACGGCAGCCACUGUGCGCUCCAUCACCCAUGUCAAUGCCUUAACUGUCAUGAGCAAGGCCAUUGCACCUGGGGAGAAGCCCAAGAUCGAGGAGGUGAAGGAGCAGCGGGUCACGGGCGUACUCAUUGCCACCCUUGUUGGCUUGUCCAUCGUGAUGGGUAACGUGCUGCGGCAGAUCCCACUGGCCGUGCUCUUCGGGAUCUUCCUCUACAUGGGGGUCACAUCUCUCACUGGCAUCCAGCUCUACGAGCGGCUGCUCCUCAUCUUUAUGCCGUCUAAGCACCACCCUGAUCACAUCUACGUUGUCAAGGUGAAGACCUGGAGGAUGAACCUCUUCACCCUCAUCCAACUGGCCUGCAUUGUGCUGCUCUGGGUGGUGAAGUCGACCGUGGCCUCCUUGGCCUUCCCCUUCGUGCUGAUCAUGACAGUGCCCUUGCGACGCUUCGUGCUGCCCCGCUUCUUCCAGGAUAGGGAGCUCAAAGCUCUGGACUCGGAGGACGCAGAGCCAAACUUCGAUGAGGACGGCCGGGACGAGUACAACGAGCUGCACAUGCCUGUGUGAGCGGCUGCUGUGGUGCCUCUGCCCAUGCUGGGCUCUCUUCUGGACCCAGGGCUGUCUGGACAGGCCUCAGACUCAGCAAGUCAAGCAGCUUCUGGUCUGCAGCAAUGAACAGCUGUUCUAUGGCCUCUGCGGGGCACGGCCCAGCUGAUCCCAUGACACCCAUCACCUGCUCAGUGGAGGCACCGUCUCCCUCUUCCCAGAGCCAGCGGGGCCGGGAAGUGCCUCGCACCCAGAUGCUCCGUGGGACCCUGCGCUCCCUUGGCCCUGAGCUGGCCCCAGUCCUUGCCGGUGGCUGGGGGCUGCAUUCAGUGCAUGGGUUGGUUAAAGGGAGCCAUGCCACUACCUCCCAUUCACCUGCUUCAGAUGCCAGCCCAGGAUCCAGGCACUGUGGAGGGAGAGCCUGGCCAGGCCCCACCCUGGGAGGGGAGGGAAGUGUCUCCUGCAGUCACAGUGCCAGGCGAGUCUUGCCUGCAAAGGGCCGGCAGCCUCCUGGGGCCAGACUCUGAAGGCAGCCUCUUUGCUCAGCCUGACAGGUGCCCUGGUCCAGCACACCCUGCCAUGCCUUGCCCCAGGUGUUUGUGCUCCCCAUGGUCCUUUAGGCCUGGCUGCCCUGGCCCAGCUGUUGUUCCAAAUGCUACCCAAAAAGCUGCCCUCUGGCCCUCUUGAUGCAGUGGAGCCGGCCUGCAAUCACAUGAGCAAACCAGAGAGUACAGCACAGCUCUUGGGUGGGCAGCAGGUCACCAGCUGCCACAAGGAGACUCCCCCUCACACUUCACCAUGCCUGGGCAGCACUGGGUGACCCUGACCUCUUGGAUUUGUGCCCAGCCUGGUUUGCUCUGAGCCCCCAGUGCCUUUCUGCAGAACCAGGGGACUGUGGACCCUGGUCGGGGCUCUGGGGAUGGGGGUACCCUACACGCCUAUGCCCUGAGAGGAGCAGGCCCUUUCCCUGGGGUUGCACAGUGCUUCUGCUUUCCAGACCUGAAAACAGCUGGCAGCACCUCCAGCAAAUCCCUCCCUCAGCCUGCACCAUGUGUCUGAGGUAAGGGGCUGUCUGUCCCCAUCUGAAGUCACACUCAUCCCUGGUAACCAGGUGUGAUGUUACAGCUAAGGUUUGUGAUGUCAGAAGGGGACAGAGCAGGUGGGCAGUGCCCUUGGGGGGUAGGGCUGAGGGGAGUGUCCCCCCACCACCCUGGCAUUUUAUGCCCCCAUAGGCACCGGUCUCAACAGCCACCAACUGGGUUUGCUGAGGUGUUCAGGCCUUUCAGGACACGGAGGCCUCAGCCCCCUGACUGGAUCACUGUGGAUCCCUGACCCCUCCCUGCCUGGUGGGCAGUCUGGCUUGGAUCCUCCCCAGUGAUCAGGUCACUACAGACCUUCCUUCUGCUGCCCCCAGAGCUGGGUCACCCAUUAGCGGUGCCUGGUAGCUGGGGAAUGAGCAAUAGCCACCAGGAACCUGGUCUUCAGGCCUAUGGUGUGAGCCCAGGGCAGCCAUAUCUCUGUGCAGGGAAGCCAUGGGGGGUGUCUUGCUGUCCAGGCCUGGUUCCUGGCAUGGGUGGCUAGGGCCCCUGGCUCUCUGGCAGGCCCAGGCUGUAGCUGAAGAGAUGAUCUGUGAUGUGCUGUCAGCAUGUGGCUGGGGGCUAACCCUGGCAGGCAGGAGGCCCAAGACCAUGGGCUCCUGCUCUUUCUGGGGACAGGAGGGGAUGGUGCCCUUGCAGGGUAGGUGCCAGCCUGGGAUCCCUGUCUAUAGCAGUGCUUGGCCCUGGGACCCCAGUCUGCCCCUGGCUCUGCCCCGUUCCUGUCCGUCAGUGGGCACAGAUCCUUCCUUACCACCUAGGGCACUUGCUAGGCUUUGGAGUCACGUGUUGCACCUACAGAGCCUCAGAAAUACCCACCCAAAGAGAGAAACCCCUUUGGUGCCCACUGCCCUG
Messenger RNA from Gavialis gangeticus (Gharial), 6952 nucleotides. RefSeq names its product solute carrier family 4 member 3 (gene SLC4A3). The record is from RefSeq and is a predicted model, not a curated record. Gene Ontology annotation, molecular function: monoatomic anion transmembrane transporter activity; solute:inorganic anion antiporter activity. Gene Ontology annotation, cellular component: plasma membrane. Gene Ontology annotation, biological process: monoatomic anion transport; bicarbonate transport; transmembrane transport. Bases 1107 to 5024 code for a protein of 1305 amino acids. NCBI's taxonomy places the organism in Eukaryota, Metazoa, Chordata, Crocodylia, Gavialidae. The transcript is spliced from 24 exons.